AUGUCCAUCACCGAGACCAAAUUCGAGACAGGUCUCGAGGAGGUCUCCUCCAUCGAGCAAAGCGAGGUGAAGGUGCUGAAUCUCACCAAGGCCAAUGUCAAGGCAAAUAUCGGCCCGUUGAGUUUGAUCGCGCUGGGCUUCAACAUCUGUAACAGCUGGGCCGGUGUGGCGGCAACAUUGCAGAUUGUCAUUCUGCAAGGCGGGCCGGUGACCCUCCUCUAUGGCAUGUUCAUCAGCACCACCGCUGCACUGAGCCUGGCUCUCACCUUGGCCGAGUUGGCCAGUGUCUAUCCUACGGCCGGUGGGCAAUAUCACUUCGUCUCCAUUCUUGCUCCGGAGAGGACGGCUCUGCUUCUAUCCUACAUCUGUGGAAUCUUCGCCGUCUUUUCCUGGGUGGCCAUCGGUGCUGCAGUUUUGAUGGUUCCGGCCGAACAGAUCGUUGCCAUGGUCGCCGCGUAUAACCCAGGCUACGUGCCCAAGGCCUGGCACGAAUUUCUCAUCUACCAAGUCCUGGCCCUGUUUGUGCUAGUGAUCAAUAUCUUUGUCCUCAAGAGGACGCCGCGGCUCCACGAUGUCGGAUUUGCUCUCACCCUCACGCUGUUCGUGACCACCUCCAUCACACUCCUCGCUCGUUCCUCUCCCAAGGCACCCUCGGAGUUCGUCUGGGGCACCUUCAUCAAUGAGACGGGCUGGCCGGACGGGCUCUGUUUCCUCACUGGUCUCCUCACGACGGCUUUCAUGUUUGCGGGCAUCGACUCCACGCUCCACCUCGCCGAAGAGUGCCAGAAUCCGAGAAAGGUGGUUCCUCGCGCCACAAUGUUGGCGGUGACCAUCGGCUUUCUUACCGCGUUCCCCUUCUCGAUCAUUCUUUUGUACUCGAUCACGGAUAUCGAUGCCAUUUUGGAGAUCUCGGGCUACAUCACAUUUGAAGUGUACGCCCAAGGCAUGCGGAGCGAGACGGCAGCUGCGAUUUUCACGGCCGUGGGCGUGGUUUUGAGCUGGUUUGUGCUGAAUGCGAUCGUCCAGACGUCGAGUCGCAUCACCUGGUCCUUUGCACGCGACAACGGGUUGUUGUUUUCACAAUACUUGACGACCAUCCACCCAAAGUUGGAGGUGCCGGUCAAUGCCUUGCUCCUGAACUGGGUCAUCUUGGUGAUUUGUGGCUGUAUCUUUGUGGCAUCCCAAACCGCUUUCAAUGCCAUCCUCUCCUCCGCGUUUGUCCUCCAGCAGAUCUCUUUUAUUCCUCCGGCGGCCCUCCUGCUGUAUCGACGACGGUCGCCCGAGUUUUUGCCUCCGAAUCGAGCCUUCCGCCUUCCCCCGGUGAUCGGCUGGACCGCCAACAUCCUCGUCGUCGUGUUUGGACUCCUGUUCAUCGGAGUCUUUUGCAUCCCGCCGUUCAGGCCUGUCACAGCCAGCAACAUGAUUCCGUGA
This is a messenger RNA of Fonsecaea erecta, 1431 nucleotides long. RefSeq lists its product as hypothetical. The transcript has 5 exons. Gene Ontology annotation, biological process: amino acid transport; transmembrane transport. Gene Ontology annotation, cellular component: membrane. Bases 1 to 1431 code for a protein of 476 amino acids. Gene Ontology annotation, molecular function: transmembrane transporter activity. NCBI's taxonomy places the organism in Eukaryota, Fungi, Ascomycota, Eurotiomycetes, Chaetothyriales, Herpotrichiellaceae. The record is from RefSeq and is a predicted model, not a curated record.